Messenger RNA from Benincasa hispida (wax gourd), 1750 nucleotides. RefSeq names its product Mitochondrial substrate carrier family protein (gene MSFC1). Gene Ontology annotation, cellular component: mitochondrion. NCBI's taxonomy places the organism in Eukaryota, Viridiplantae, Streptophyta, Magnoliopsida, Cucurbitales, Cucurbitaceae. Gene Ontology annotation, biological process: transmembrane transport; fumarate transport; succinate transport. The record is from RefSeq and is a predicted model, not a curated record. Gene Ontology annotation, molecular function: succinate:fumarate antiporter activity.
AACCUGUAAUAAAAGAACAAGCAAUUCUUCAGAGGCCUUUUCUCCUUCCCUUAUAAGCACGAAGUCGAAACAAGUGGUCAGGCUCAGGCUUCAGAGCUUCAACCUUUUCUUCCAGGGCCGCCAUUAGCGUCGUAUCUCUAAGCUUCAUCGAUUCUUCAUUCGUGGUGCUAUAUUCAUUCACGAGCUGUAAGCAAUUAGCAAAGCAUCAACCAUAAAAUCCCCAAAUGGCGGUUGAGCUUCAGUAACAACACAACGCGAGAGGAAGGUGGACAAGGAAAGAGCGACGAUUAAGGGUUUUGGAAAGACCGGAAAAAUGGAGAAUCAGGAAGCUAGUCGGUCGAAUACGGAGCAGAAAUCGACCACGAAAUCGAUUCCUCCAUACAUGAAGGCGAUCUCCGGUUCUCUCGGAGGGGUAAUGGAGGCCUGUUGUCUACAGCCGAUUGAUGUUAUCAAGACUAGGUUGCAGCUAGAUCGGAGUGGGGCGUACAAGGGGAUUGUUCACUGUGGAGCUACGGUCACGCGAACGGAAGGAGUUCGAGCUCUUUGGAAGGGAUUGACUCCGUUCGCUACGCAUCUGACCUUGAAAUAUGCGCUUCGCAUGGGGUCCAAUGCGGUGCUUCAGACCGCGUUUAAGGAUUCUGAGACUGGAAAACUCAGCAAUCAUGCUCGUCUGAUUUCUGGAUUCGGUGCCGGGGUUUUGGAGGCUCUCGUCAUUGUUACUCCAUUUGAGGUGGUGAAAAUUAGAUUGCAGCAGCAGAAAGGACUGAGUCCUGAGCUCCUCAAGUAUAAGGGUCCAGUGCACUGUGCUCGAAUGAUUAUUCGAGAAGAAGGCUUCCUAGGUCUUUGGGCAGGUGCUGCCCCAACUGUUAUGCGCAAUGGUACAAACCAGGCUGCCAUGUUUACUGCCAAGAAUGCUUUUGAUAUUGUUCUUUGGAACAGACACGAAGGGGAUGGAAAAGUCCUCCAGCCAUGGCAGUCGAUGGUAUCGGGAUUCCUAGCAGGCACGGCAGGCCCUUUAUGCACUGGUCCUUUUGAUGUUGUGAAAACUAGGCUAAUGGCCCAGAGCCAAGGCACGGGUGAACUCAAGUACAAAGGUAUGUUCCAUGCUAUCAGAACCAUAUACGCAGAGGAGGGAGUUCUUGCUCUAUGGAAAGGGCUGCUGCCCCGACUCAUGAGGAUUCCACCAGGGCAGGCCAUUGUGUGGGCUGUGGCCGAUCAAAUUAUUGGCUUGUAUGAGAGGAGACAUAUUCAUGAUGCUCCCAUAUAGAUACUGGGCACAUUUUUGGCACUGGUUUACUAUAAAGUCCACUGCAGGCACAACCUUACUCAAAUAAGAUCUGUUCUAUAGAUUUUAUUACUGUGUCCUUGCGUUCUAAAGUCCUGUGGACGGUCUUUAGCGUCUCUUAUUGCAUUCCUCCAUUUUCCUGUGUCUGUUUCAGCCACCAUCUGAAUAACCAUGAAGAUUUGGCUCCUCAUGUCUUCAAAUAGAUGAAGUUAGAUAUGGGAAAGUAUUUUAGACUGAUAGUCCCUUCGAAAUUUUAGUGUUGUUUACUUUGAAAUUUAGUGUCUGAGCAGUGCUUAUUCUUUAAUUACAAUUCUUGGAUUCCUUGGGACUAUCAAGACUUCUUGUUGGUAGAUGUUGUUUUGUACUCAAUAACAUAAUUCCUUGUAGGCCUUGUAUCAGGUAAACAUUCUUAUCAAAAGGUAUUGGAUUUUAAGAAAAUGAACAAUGAUUGAAUUGGUUGAAAGA